AUGAGAUCUCCAAUCCCAGCAAACGUCGACACAGACGUCGCGAUCAUCGGGGGAGGCAUGUCGGGAAUCGGCCUUGCGGUACAGCUCCAGAGGAAGUAUCCUGGUGUUACGUUCAAGAUCUUCGAAAAGCUCAACGACAUUGGUGGCACAUGGGCCAUUAACACCUACCCUGGAUGUGGAGUUGAUGUACCAUCGCAUUUCUACUCAUACUCAUUUGCGCUGAACCCGGACUGGUCCCAGAAGUUUGUCAUGCAGCCCGAGCUUCUGCAGUACUUUCACGACGUAGCACGCAAGUGGAAUUUGGCACCGCGCACACAUCUGCAGCACACUGUUGAAAAGGCAGCAUGGGACUCCCAAACCUCGACUUGGGUUAUCGAUGUUUAUGAUCAGACCCAGAAGAGUCGAUUUCAGGUGCGCUCUCGAGCCCUUGUUUCUGCUGUUGGUGCCUUGAGCCUACCCAAGGAAUGUGACAUCCCAGGCCACGAGGAGUUUACCGGCAAGAUUUUUCACUCGGCGCGCUGGGACCACUCAUUCGACCAUGCUGGAAAGGAAGUCCUCGUAUUGGGAAAUGGAUGCAGUGCGACACAAUUCGUACCAGUGGUCAGUGAAAAGGCAAAGAAAGUCGUGCAGGUGGCUCGACAGCCACACUGGCUUCUGGAAAGGCCUAAUCCAAAGUACUCCUCAGCGUUCAAGGCUGUCAUGCGCUAUGUUCCGGGGGCCAUGAAGAUGCUGCGGGCCAAGAUCUACGCAGACCUUGAGGCAGAGUGGCUCAUGUUUGAUAACAAAACUGGCAUCGCCGCUCGAGAAAGGCUGUCGAAGGAUUCGAAGGCAUACAUCAGAAAAGCUGCACCGCCACAAUACGUUGACGCUCUGAUUCCCAAGUUCGAGGUUGGCUGCAAGCGAAGAGUCUUUGACACGGGCUUCCUCGCAUGUUUGCACCAGGACAAUGUGGAAUUAGUCCACGACGAUGCGGUCGAGAGAUUGACCAAGGAUUCGGCCAUCUUCAGGUCGGGCCGAGAAAUCCACAUUGACGCCGUUGUCCUGGCCACUGGCUUCCAAACGACGACCUUGUUGAGCAACCUGAACAUUAUAGGACGCGAUGGCAUCUCCAUCCAUGACCAUUGGCAAGUUCAGAACGAGGGUCUCCCACAAGCUUACUAUGGCACCUGUGUCGCGGGUUUCCCCAAUUUCUUCAUCAUGAUGGGACCCAACACAGUCAAUGGCCAUCUCUCGGUCAUUUUCUCAAGCGAAUGCCAGAUCAACUUUGCCUUGAACAUGCUACAUCCGAUCCUCAAGAACUCCCAGCGUGGAGGCGCUCGACAAGUCUCGGCUGUUGAGGUUACUCAAUCCGCAGAAAAUGAGGAGAAUCGCUGGAUUCAGGACAGAGCCAGGAAUCUGGUCUGGUCAUCGGGGUGUACAAACUGGUACGUCGAGCCCAAGUCUGGAAAGAAUCUCAUGGUGUACCCGGAGUGGCAAUGGCACUUUUGGCUUCGCAGCUUUGUGGUGGACUACUCCAAGUUUGUCUAUACCAGUGUCGAUGGAAAGGCUGUCCGGCUGCGCAACUUCUGGACGACUUGUGUGACUGGGCUUUUGGUUUUCCUCGCGGCAGUUCAUCUUCUCUAG
Molecule: messenger RNA, 1623 nt
Organism: Emericellopsis atlantica
Lineage: Eukaryota; Fungi; Ascomycota; Sordariomycetes; Hypocreales; Bionectriaceae
Exons: 4
Coding region: 1-1623 (540 amino acids)
Molecular function (GO): NADP binding; N,N-dimethylaniline monooxygenase activity; flavin adenine dinucleotide binding
Source: RefSeq, a predicted model, not a curated record